CUAGCGAAUGUAGCACGGUGCCCUUCUUAUAAUUGCGCUACAAGUCGCUGUGAAGACUUUUAUUCAGUUCCAACGCAGCCGAAUUCACAACAGAAGUCGCCGUUGUCUCUGUCGCUAUCGUAUUGUGACAGUAAUACUCCGAAUAGGUGUUUCUUAUCGCGCAUCCAGACCCCGAGGAGAUUUUUCCUUCAGAGAGAAAAGCAUGUUAGCCUGCACGGAAAUGAUCACCAUGUGUCUGCAGUCGGCCAAGCGCAAACAUGUUCAGACUCAACAUCAUCAUCAGCAGCAGCAGCAGCAGCAGAACAGCAGCGGUCGAGGGCUCAGCAUCCUUCAUGACAUAUUUCGCCGGGCAGACAAAAAUGAUGACGGCAAGUUGUCAUUUGAAGAGUUCAACGCUUACUUUGCUGACGGUGUUUUGACAACGGCACAGCUCCAGGAGCUUUUCUACUCCAUCGACGGGCGGCAGAAUAACAAUCUGGACACUGACAAGCUAUCAGAUUAUUUUUCUCAACACCUCGGGGAGUACGUGAAUGUCCUCUCAGCUCUGGAGAAGCUCAAUGUGGCCAUUUUAAAGGCCAUGUAUAAAACUAAAGAGGAGUACCAGGACUCCAGCGUCCUGGGCCAGUUCGUGACCCGCUUCCUGCUGCGACAGACGUCCGCUCAGCUGCUGUCGCUUCAGAGGUCGCUGCAAUGCGCCAAGGAGGCCGUGGACGAGGAGAGCGUCUCCGCUCUGAGAAAGUUGGAUACGAGUAGCCGAAGCUGCGGUCACAGGAUCCCUAACAACCUCUCACACAACGUCCCCCCACGCGCCCGAAACACAAACGAGGAGGCGGAGUCGAACUCGCAGAUUGCCCGGCUGCGGCGGCUGCUCGAUCAACUGGAGUGUCAGGGUCCCAAGUUGGAGCCUGUGAAGUUGGACACUCCCGCAGCCGCCGCAACAUCCCUGAAAUCUUUUGAUGCGUCGUCGGGUUGCCGACAGAACAUUCUGCUGCUCCAGAGGAAGAUGGCUGUGAACCACAGCGACGAGGACAACUUCCGGAAUGUUCUCAAGAGCUACGUCGAUGCCACGGCAGCCCACUCGGACAACCUGCACGUAUCCAUUCAGAAGGUUCCGGAAAAGUCCUCUUAUGUGAUUUAUGAGUUCUGGCGAGACCGCGCCUCCUGGAUGAGCUACCUGCAGUCCAGCAGCAGCAAAGACUUCCAGCGCUGCGUCAUCAACAUGAUGGAGGAGACUGAGGUGGUAUCCACGAUGUUGCUCCCAGCUUCCUGGUGGAUGAUGACUAACAACUGAAUCCAGACGUGUCAUGGACGCUGAAGCGACAAACGACCCACCCACCCGCAAGACUACACGCAGACAAACACACGCACGCACGCACGUACACACGCAGGCAAGGAGGAUUCCAAAAGCAUUCGUGUGUUUGAAGGCCGUGUCGCCACCCUGCCUGCUCCGGGAGCUCGUUGUCAUCUUCAGCUGCUCAUUGUUCCGCUUCGAGAUGCUACACAAUGUACAUACUGUAUAAUUAUGUCGGUUGUUGAAAACGUUUCUCCGGCAAAUAUGCAUGACGAUACUAAUAAUAAUGACGGUACUAGUAUAUCAUCUGUAUUUACAUUAUAUUGCGGGAAACGGCGGUUCAGAUUCAAGUCGCCAUUUUUAGGACUUGGCUAAAACGUAUGUACAGUAAGAUUCAAGUUGACUUGAACGCAUGAGACUUGACUUCACGUACAGUGCUGUAAACUUAAACGACAACACAUGACACCUUUCCUGUUUGCUUUCGAAAAUCAGCCAGGUGAUGUUUUUAAUCGAGGUGAGAAAAGGAGAACGGCAACGUGCAAGGUUUGAGACGCACCAACUCCGACAUCGACUUCGUCUGUCACUGCGAAACCCACAAAGACAGGCGAGUUACAUUAUCGUCACUUUUGAAGCGAACCGAUAGCUGGUCUAACAUGAACUAAGCGUCGUGCCAUUUAUGUUGAUUAGUUGUGAAGACAAAAGAAAUAGAUAAUACAGAGACUUGUUUCGGAACAAUUUAAAAACGAUGCCAUUGUGUGAUUUUUUUUUUAGUACAGCAAAUAACUUCAGUUCCGACGCUGAGUGCGAAGGGGUUAAUGGGCCCGUUAUAUGUUGCGACUGAGCAAGAUUGUAUGACUUUUGACUUAUGACUGUUGUGUUCCGGUUCAGAAAAUGGCCCAAACUUGUAAGCAAACUAAAGAG
Phycodurus eques (leafy seadragon) is the source of this 2212-nucleotide messenger RNA. RefSeq names its product N-terminal EF-hand calcium binding protein 3 (gene necab3). Bases 203 to 1291 code for a protein of 362 amino acids. Gene Ontology annotation, cellular component: cytoplasm; Golgi cis cisterna; endoplasmic reticulum. The transcript is spliced from 14 exons. The record is from RefSeq and is a predicted model, not a curated record. Lineage: Eukaryota; Metazoa; Chordata; Actinopteri; Syngnathiformes; Syngnathidae. Gene Ontology annotation, molecular function: calcium ion binding. Gene Ontology annotation, biological process: regulation of amyloid precursor protein biosynthetic process.